Molecule: messenger RNA, 3639 nt
Organism: Aureobasidium vineae
Lineage: Eukaryota; Fungi; Ascomycota; Dothideomycetes; Dothideales; Saccotheciaceae
Source: the annotation of a GenBank genome assembly
AUGAUCACCUUUCGAACAGCUAUUGCGGCUGUGCUCAACCAGACUACUUCUGCUUGGAUCUCAACCGAUUAUGCAGUCGCUCCCUUUUGGCCCUCGGCCCUCAAUGAGCCACCUCUAGGGUCCAUAUUUACGGGACUUUCGCCUCAGAACUGGUCGAGUCGGACUACGGUAUAUCAGGCCGAGUUGAACUGCGUCCCAAUGUCACUCGCCCAGACCGGCAAUUAUACUUGGGUGGCGCCAUUCGCUCCAAACACAACUGAGACAUAUAGCAAUCUUACGUUCGAGGCCACUUCCGACGAUGGAUGUUCGAUAGUAUUUUCUGGGACUCCUGGUAUCAACAAAGUAUUGAGCAACAGCGGUGGCUGGUGGGCGCCUUUCCCAUACACGAAGCUCUCCCCAGGUCUCAAAACGAACAACGCGACAUUGUCGGCAUGCGCGAAUCGUAGUAUGUUACUUGUCGGCAUUGCGAAGAACAUGGUGACAGGUAAUUGUCAUGGUUACUGUUAUGGCGAAGAUGCGCCAUACUUUGACACAAAGAUACAGCUCUGUUCGAGUCAAUAUUUCUCGGGCUCAGCCGACGCAACUGUACUGAUCAACCAAACCUCAACGACAGUCGUCUUCGAUGUCGAAGACUACAAAAGGAAGCGAAAGCUUAUGCCCGAUACUGAGUACAACUCGAGCACAAUGGAGAGUGCUUUCUUCAGCUCCAGCUGGUCUGACAAGUUUGGACGCAAUGAUGGUAUACUGUACAACAAUGGUGAUGAGCCUUGGUACGGCGGUCCUUUGUCAGUCAUUUCUGCAGGACCAAAGUAUGACACGGACUCCCAUAGGAUUUACAACAGUACAAGCCUGUUAAGAGACGCCAAAAAUCUACUGCAGCAGUUCCUCGGCGAGAUGCUCAUGGACAAAUGGAAGCAACGAGCAAACGAAGAUACAGCUACCUCCACUGCUGAGGUAACUACCUCCAAGUCUAGAGUUGUGGCAAACAAGGAUGUUGGAAUCACUCUCGCAAUCUUGCUUCUUCUAUCUGGGAUGGCAAUUCUCCACGCUUUCUACACAACUCGGGUGGCGCAGAGACCCCUUGGUUUGUACCAAGAUCCCGGCAAAAUAGAGGCUGUUGCCACGUUGAUUCUAGGAGAUUCGGUCCUGAGGGAACAACUGUCAGACACCGAUGUACUUUCCCAAGAGUGCAUCUCAUUGAGGCUCGAAGGAUACGUGCUCAGCAUGAUUCGAGGAAGAUUGCAAAUCCUGAGACACGAAGAUGAUCGUUCUUGUAGUGACAAGACUCCACCAACACUCAUCCCAACUGUCGGUGACCCUCGACCAGCAGUUCUGAGACUUCGAGUUGGGAUCCCAUUAGUGUGCUUCCUAUUGCUUCUUCUUGUGGGCUUGGCGGUACUGUACAACCUGUCCUCCAAAACAGGCUUGUACCAGACGUCUCUAGUCUACCAGAUCCAUAUAGAUCUUGCCCAUGCCUCUGCGACGCUUGCCCCGUAUUCGGUCAUUCCGACCUUCCUCGCUAUCGGUGCUAAACUAUGGUUCGCAAUGGCUAGUGACACUGUUCAACGAUACCAACCUUUCCUUGCGAUGAUCAAAACGCCAACAGAGCUAUCCAAAUCUGUUUCAGUAGAGUACCUAAACACGCCUACCGCCUUGGUGUCCUUAAAGGCUCUCAGGAGUUCACAUUGGCUACUCGCGUUGUUAGGGGCUGGAACGCUGGCCACCGAAGCAUUCACUGUGAGCAUGUCUGCUCUCUGGUACAGAGAGGUGCGAGGCAUCGUCUAUGCACUCAAUGCAACCACACCCCUUAUCCUUCGGGAAACACCAAAUACACAGAAUGCCACGCUCAAUGACGAAUCCUACCUCCUGAGUGCAAAUGAGACUCGCAAGCUGUUCAUAUCAGAUUUAUACCAUAUCUCGUUGCAAAACUGGCUUUACGGUGCUACAAUCGAGAUUACGCAAUCGGCGGCUACACCGGCGUGGAGCAAGGAUGUUUGGAGCUUCUUGCCUCGGAGCACAACAAAUAGCAUGAAUUCAGCAAGGCUACAUACAAUCGACGCACAUACCCGCAAUAUCACAAUGCCAACAACCGCUCUGAGAGCUAGUUUAACCUGUCGUCCGGAGACCUAUCCAGCUGAUCCAUCUCUCUGGCUUACCAAAAUCGACUUUCAGCAUUCGGAUAGGGACAAUGAGACCGGAAAUCCUCUGUGGAACAAGACAAACAGUCCGUCUGAUCUUGAAUAUGGCUACAUCCUGAAGAACGUGUCUGGCGCGACAUUCAACCUUGAAUCGAUUGAUUGCUGUGCCAACCAGACCUUGGGAGGCACAGGCAGUGCUAAUGUUGGGUAUUGGUCGAACGCGAACGGACCAAUUCUGACUUCCACAUGGAUCGAUGGUAGCCCAAUCGAAGGUCACUACACACCUUACUACACUGAGAACAAUAAUAUCGAUACACUACCCGAAGCCGCGAACAAAGAUCCGGUCGCUAUAGUUGGGCCAUUGAAACCCGAGCUAUUCGUUUGGCAAGAGCCUCCCAGAAUGGUUGCCAUCAGUUGUGAGCCACGAAUUGAGGAAGCGGAAGCAAUGAUAACUGUGGAAAUCGGAACCGGUCUGAUCAGAGACUACGAGAUUACGAGCACGUUGCGAACUGCCACCGGGGCCUGGACAUACCCCUAUACUCAAGAGAAUCUCACUAGGACAAGCAUCACCUGGGAAUCUGAUUACGACGAUCGGCAGGAGUACGAAGAAACACUUACCAGGGUCAAUGCCAGUUGGGGCUACAUCUUCUUGGAUGCACUUGUCAACUCAGGUCAAAAAGAUGAAUGGUUUCGCUUCCAAGAUCGAGGUCUCAAUGUCGAUUUGAUGUCAUACUCCAUGUCAAGUCUUGCGAACAACGAUCAAGAAGCACUCUUAGAUCCCAAGACACUCAUGGAAAAAGCCGACAGAACCUUCGCCAUCUUCUUCAAGCACUUUGCAUGCUUCAACGUUACGGAACACAAAGGAGGAUAUGUCUAUGUACCCAUGGACUUCAACUCACAAGAUACUUCGGAUCUAGCCAAUGCAAUCCUCAGUAUGCCUGUCGAAGAACUACGCAUGUCUCCAGCUGCGGCAAUCUUGAGCAUGUCAAUUUUGGUGUUCUUGAUUAUCAUCACGAUUAUCAUGUAUACUACCAACCGCAAAGGAUAUAGAGCGAUACCCAGAGAUGUCAGUACUUUGGCUAGCACACUCGGCUGGAUCUAUGCUAGCGACAGACUUUUGGCUUGCGCAACACAGAGCGAAGAUGGGACCUUUACAGACUCUAGUGGUACUAAGCGCUGGGGAAUCGAACUGGUGGACGUUACUGCGGUGCAUAUCAUGACUGAUGAGACGGGAAAAGAUACAAAGCAUGAUGAGGUCACUGCCGGCGAGUGGCUAGAGCUGUACGAGAUAAGACAUUCGGCUACUGAUGACAUCAGAGAAGAUCCAGCUCCGGGUGCUCACGAGAGGUUGCUGCAAUCUUCUGACACCGAGAAUGAGGCGGUCGGCAGUGGCGAAGAAUGUCUGAAAGCUCCUGAGCCUGGAAACAGUUCGGAGGAUAAUCACAUACGCAUGAUGAGAUCAUCAAGUUCAGAUACUGGAAGCACUAGUCCUCAUCUAUGA